AUGAUUAUGUCAUCUAUGCACAGUUCUGCCAACAUAAUAUCCCGCCGAGACGCAAAAUUUCUUGUGAAUUGUAAAAAUUUGGAAAUAAUUUCAUUUUCAAAUAUGACUGAUUUGAAAUACAAGAGAUAUGAAAAAUCUUUGGGCCUACUCACUACAAAAUUUGUGUCAUUAUUACAAAAAGCUAAAGACGGUGUCUUGGAUUUGAAAAUUGCUACAAAUUUAUUAGCCGUGAGGCAGAAAAGGCGUAUUUAUGAUAUAACCAAUGUAUUAGAAGGUAUUGGAUUGAUAGAGAAAAGAAGCAAAAACAGUAUACAAUGGAAAGGUGCAGGACCAGAAUACAAUACAAAUGAGAUUGGUGAGAAAGUCCUUUCACUCCGGAAACAAAUUGGUCGUCUCGACGAACAUGAGAGACUGCUUGACAAGAGACUACAUUUUGUAAAACAAAGUAUAAAAAAUGUACUUGAUGAGACGGAAAAUCAAGACUGGUGUUAUGUGACAAAUACAGACAUAGAAAGCUGUUUUAUUUUUAAUCAAGUUUUAGUAUUAGAAGCACCUUUGGGUGCUAAAUUAGCUAUUGGAACAGUUCCUAGUAAGGAUAAAGAACAGCAGUACUUUCUGCAUCUUAAAUCAUCAGAAUCAGUGGGUGUUAUACUUUUAUGUGACAGAGAGACGGAAAAACAAAAAGAGACAGAGAAUGAGAAAGAAAAAGAAAAAGAGAAAGACAAAGACAUAGAAAUGAUGGAAGAGGAUGAGACUAUGGAUGACAGUGAAGUUGAAAAGUUCACAACUAAUUUUGAAGAGAAUUUAUUAAAAGGAGAUUAUUUGUUGCGGUUGAGUCCACCAGCCAGUAAAUACGACUUUUUAUUUUGUCUGCAUGGAUCAGAAGGGUUGUGUGAGCUAUUUGAUAUACCUUGCUAGGUUACAUAUUGAAAAUUUGGAAUCCAAUAAACAAAUGGAUUUUUUUUACAAUGGAAUAUAAAUGUCUCAUUUAAUGGCAUUGUGAGUGUCAUUGUCCAAUGUAAAUAAAGACCUGUUGAUAUUUUAAAUGUUUAGAAACUCGACGUUCGUGUGUUUCACAGUGAAACCACAUUAUAUAUUUGAGUUUUUAAAUUAAAUAGAUAUGUAAGACUAUAUUUUUGACAGCCGAAGCUCACCCAUCAUGAGCAACCGGCUUAUAUAUUUUGUUAAACAUUUUGAGUUAUCAAGUCAUUUGUCAUUUUGUUGAUAUUGCACUUUAUUCUCAUUUAUUUUGAUGUAUCAUUUGAAACGACAUUCUUCCUAUUUUUAAAGUAAUGUUUUGAAAGACAUUUUUUUUACAAUUUGUAUUAUUGAGAUCAUGUUCAACAUGUAAAUAAAUCAUGUAUAAUAAAGUUUUUGGAUAUAAGCAAAAAGGAAAUAAACGAAUUAUACUAUAA
Molecule: messenger RNA, 1415 nt
Organism: Manduca sexta (tobacco hornworm)
Lineage: Eukaryota; Metazoa; Arthropoda; Insecta; Lepidoptera; Sphingidae
Product: transcription factor E2F5
Exons: 7
Coding region: 1-918 (305 amino acids)
Biological process (GO): regulation of transcription by RNA polymerase II
Cellular component (GO): RNA polymerase II transcription regulator complex
Molecular function (GO): DNA-binding transcription factor activity, RNA polymerase II-specific; RNA polymerase II cis-regulatory region sequence-specific DNA binding; protein dimerization activity
Source: RefSeq, a predicted model, not a curated record